UUAAGACUCUCAGGAAACUGCCAAAAAUAGAGGAUUAUAAGACACACCAGUGGAAGAUGAAACAUGAAAUCACAGGGACAAGGCAGAAGAGGACAGGAAUUUGGCAAGCAGGACUGUGGCUUUUGGAAAAGAAGACAGAGAGGAAGACUGGCAGUGCAGAAAAGGGGAAGGGAGGUGUCCUGUGAGCACAACUGAAGGAGGAGCAAGGAUGAUGCACUGAGACUUAUAAAAGGGAAGAGAAAGCAGAAUGAACAAGGACAGAAGAUAGGGAUUUGAGGCUGAAAGCUGCUGGGAAAAGUCCAUUUAUUUUCCUUAACCUGUGAAUGCUGCUGGAUGCACCGGCACUGGACUGUGAGGACUGUUAUCCAGCCAGUGAGUGUAGUCCAAGAAAGACAAGAUCAGUGACACACCUUCAGCUGGCCCACAGGGGAGAAGGGAGCAGAUAUAACCAGCCUGCGAUCUGGAGAACAGAAAGCAGAAGGCUAAAGGGAGCAUCGUGUGAAACAGCACUGAUCGAGAUGGUUUGGCCAGCAGAAAAAAAAACCAAACACCCCCCACACACAACUCAACCAGAGACAUGACUGUAAUGAGAACUUGGUAAGCCUGCCCAGGGAUUGCGGAGGAUCAAGGAGUGUGUCGGACCCCAGCGGAGCCAAGCAGCCAGGACAGUCCGAUGGAUUCUCUCCCCUUCACUCGCAUAUGUUUCCUGCUUCUGACCAUUUCAUCUGCCAUUCUAGCUACCACGGUGCCCAGUGGUGACCCUGCUGACUGGACAAAAGACUCUUCCUUGAGCAGCACAAAAGUGACAGCCUAUGACUGCACGCACUGUGGUAUCAGUGUAUGCGAGUUAUCCAAUUUCAGUUGCUGUGUUGUAAUUGGUGAAACACAAAACAAGAUGUUUUCAAAUGAAGUAAUUCAGCUGGUGACCAGUGAAACACAUAUCACUAUGUGCUUUCAGCAAGCAGAUACUUUUCCAAAAGGAAUUUAUGCCAUCAUCUGGGUGAAAGACGAGGGAAUAGGAGAUUCAUGCGGCAUCCUGAAGGCUGAAGCUUCCCCAGAGAAUAGGGAGGAUAUCAUCGUUACAGAGUGGAAGGAGGCUUGCUGUACAGCAGAGGUCCAGCUUGCAGUGCCCAGCAGCUCCUUGAGUUGCCACACUGAGUUGCCAGACAAAAAGGAUAAAAACACACUGCUCCCCGUCUCUGCGGAUGGAAAUGCCAUCAAUUCCUCGUCACCUUCAGUCAGCAAACGAGGCACCUUUGGCAUCACCACCACGUUUGUGGCUCUUGUGGGUUGUGCUGUAGUACUGGUAGUGUAUUGCAUUCUAAAAAAACGAAACCGUAAAGGACUGCUCACAGUGCAUAAUCACAUUUUUAUAGGUGGUGAUACUGCUGAUGCUGCAGAUCCUGAAAUGGAAAACUUCAAUGUUAUUUAAAAACCAUCUGUAAAUGAGGAAAAACAAGCCUUUAUACCAGCAAGAUAUUCUUCAGUGAUGAAGUGCAGCCCUCAGCUGAAGAAAUAAACAUUCAUUUUAUACAAAAUCUCAUAGUAACUUUUACAAAUAUACUUCUAGUGCUUUUGGGGCCGGACUGUUUUCAGUGGUGCCCAGCAUCAGGAUGAGAGACAACAGGCACAAACUGAAACACAGGCGGUUCCAUCCAAAUAUGAGAAAAAACUUCUUUACUGUGAGGGUGACAGAGCACUGGAACAGGUUGCCCCAAGAGGUUGUGGAGUCUCCUUCUCUGGAAGAAGAUUCAAAACUUGCCUGAAUGCUGUCCUGUGCAAUGUGCUCUAGGUGACCCUGCUUGAGCAGGGGGGGUUGGACUAGAUGAUCUCCAGAGGUCCCUUCCAUCCUCAACCACUGUGUGAUUCCAUGCAUUCACUGAGGACUGUGGUUGCUGCAGUUACCCGAUUCCAGGCCUUGGCAACCAGCGUGAGCUCCUGACAGCUCCUGCGACUUCAUUGAAGACUGCAGUCACUGCAAGAUGUGCAACUGGGUCAAUAGCACAGUUUUAAACCAGCUGAAUCCUUUCAAAGAUUUGUGUGGUUGAAACUACCAGUUCAUCUGAAAUUCUUCAGAACAAUCUAUUGUAUAGUCAGGAAGGAUGUGUUGAACCCUGAGGCAGAUGCUCUGUGCAUGUCUUCUAUAUCCUAACAUAAUAGCACUGACAUAGUCUUAAUCUUUUACUUGCCAGGCGGUCUUCAGAUUUCCACAAGAAGACAGUUUGUGCAGGCAACUGGGUUUGUUUAAUUCUUGCGGAGUGCUUUGGCCUUUUGAGUAAACAUUUGCUACUGAUGGCAGUUGCUCUGAGCACUUGGUCCUGCACAAGGGGGAUCGAGGGUCGUAUCCAGCUCCCUCAGAAAUGGCAUUGGGUUGUGGAGGCUGUUGUCCCCUCCAGGCUGGACAAAUGUAUUCUUGUCAAUCUUCCUGGCAAAUCAGGUCAUAAGGCUGGCAGUCUUCAUGUCAAACAUUUUCAAUAGUAACUCAAGCAAAUAGGAAAGGUAGGCAUGUUGAUAUACUUGCUCUAUUCCAGUGUCAGAAAAGAACACUAUUUCUGCAGCUGAAGACAGAUUUGGGUAUACUACAUGGAGACAGUGAUUGAAAAAUCAAGUUCAGAGAUCCCCAUUCGGUAGUUCACAGGCAGUACGUGAACUUCAGAAGAUUUGUCAUUCAUGUUUGAUUUGAAUAAAUCCUCAAAAGCUUGCAUUAUCCAUAAAUUAUUAGACUUGAGCAAAAAUGAGCAGCACCAUAAUUGCAAAAGCAGAUCCAAGAAAUUGAGAUGAAAAUUUGCCAAAUUUUAUUUGCAGGGUUCACCUAGCCAUAAACCUGUGACUGCAACUUUCAGCAGGAAAUCUCAAAGAUUGGUGUGGGAUAUUAUGAGAAGCUUGAACUUUGCCACAAUUAAACCUAAAUUGAAAAGCUCAUAAUAGAAGACAGGCAAAAAUGUUUUCUUUAUGUAUUUUAGAAAUACAGAAAAGCCUCUGUGCUUGAAGUUGGCUGUUUGGUACAGGAGACUGGUGUUCGAUCAUUAUUUUUCCCCAUGAGUGUUUUGCACUCCUGCUGGUCUAAGAUAAUCUUGAGUAUGUCAUUUGGACUGAUUCAGCUGUGAAGUCUCGUAUCAUGAUGUAUAUUUUAAUAUGUUUACUCAAUAAGCCAAUGCCAAGGUUGCCUGUAAAGGGCCCAGAUUGUGUAAGGAUUUAGAGGGAGAAGAAAAGAGCCUUGACCUCCUUAUACAGGUCCUUAGCACAAUUGCAGUUCCUGUUUUUUCUCCAGAACAGGAUUGCUGUUAGCUCUUGGCAGAGUAGGACUGUGUUCAAAAGGGGUGAUGAAGAGGUUGGUUUGUGACAACAGCCUCCAUCCUGAGGAACUAGCAUGGCUAUGGCUAUAGCUUGGGAAAGGAGUACGCAAAUCAGGUAUGGACCUGCCUUUUACUGUGUGUUUUGACCUCAACUGUUUGGAAGGUCUUUCGAAGGUAGAGAAUUUCUGUUGAGAUUUGUUUUGUAACAGUGCCUUUUCUCCAGUGUGCAUUUUCCACUGUAACUACUAUGCAUUUGGUUUUGGUUUUUUUCUGCUGUAAGUCAUCACUGUGAGUGCACUCAGUAAGUGCCAGGUGCUCCCUGUUACACAGACAAGCCAUAUACUAUGCUCAGGAGAGUUAGUGAUGUAUAUAUAUUGUUUUUUCCAUAUCUAGAAAAAUGCUGUCUUAAAUUUGGAAGCCAUGGGAUUUCUUUCAUGUGAUCUUUUAACGGGAACAAUAAAUGUGUGUGUAUAUA
Dromaius novaehollandiae (emu) is the source of this 3771-nucleotide messenger RNA. RefSeq lists its product as uncharacterized. Bases 674 to 1432 code for a protein of 252 amino acids. NCBI's taxonomy places the organism in Eukaryota, Metazoa, Chordata, Aves, Casuariiformes, Dromaiidae. The record is from RefSeq and is a predicted model, not a curated record. The transcript is spliced from 7 exons.